Molecule: messenger RNA, 2955 nt
Organism: Notolabrus celidotus (New Zealand spotty)
Lineage: Eukaryota; Metazoa; Chordata; Actinopteri; Labriformes; Labridae
Gene: lmf2a
Product: lipase maturation factor 2a
Exons: 14
Coding region: 136-2328 (730 amino acids)
Biological process (GO): protein maturation
Cellular component (GO): endoplasmic reticulum membrane
Source: RefSeq, a predicted model, not a curated record
AGCAGCAUCCCCCGUGCGUCUCUACGUGUCCGCCGGCUACGUUCAACCCGCUCCCCGCUGCUUCCCGUUCUUCCACAGGAACAGCCGGCAGCAGCUCAGCGGUGUGUUCUUGCUGCCCAGCAGCUCAGCUCAACCAUGGGGGAAAUCAUCCUGCCACGGCGUAUGUUCCUCUGGUGCAUGGCGGUCAUCUAUCUGACUGCUUUUGUUUCCCUCUACGUGCAGAUACCAGGACUCUAUGGUAAUGAUGGGCUACUUCCUGCUCGCUGGCAGCUGCGAUACAGUGGUAAACCUCUUGGGGAUCAACUGCUGUCCUCUCCCACCCUGCUUUGGCUUGGACCUCAGCUUGGCCUGGACACGCACACCGCUAUGGAGCUUCUGUGUCUUAUAGGUGCUGCGCUAAGCCUCACUGCCACUCUCGUAGAGGCUUUCAGAGACAGUGUGGUGUUUUUCUGCCUCUGGGUCUUGUACCUGUCGAUGUAUCAGGUGGGGCAGGUGUUUCUCUACUUCCAGUGGGACAACUUGCUCCUGGAGACAGGUUUCCUCUGUAUCCUCAUUGCUCCUCUGACAUUAAUCCGAGGGUCACGAGGGGUCAGAGAACAUGAUCGUGUGACCUUCUGGUUAGUCCGCUGGCUGCUCUUCAGGCUCAUGUUUGCCUCUGGCAUUGUGAAGCUCACAUCAAGAUGUCCCACGUGGUGGGGCCUCACAGCUCUGACAUAUCACUAUGAAACUCAGUGUAUCCCCACGCCGGCGGCCUGGUUUGCUCAUCAGUUACCAGUGUGGUGGCAGAAGUUAAGUGUGAUGGGGACUUUCAUCAUAGAGAUCCCUAUCCCUUUCCUUUUCUUCAGCCCUCUGCGCAGACUGCGGAUCGGUGCCUUUUACCUGCAGGUGAUCCUUCAAGUGCUCAUCAUUUUGACCGGCAACUACAAUUUCUUUAACCUGCUGACCUUGGCCCUGUGCUUGUCACUUCUGGAUGAUCAGCAUGUUAAUUUCCUGCUACGCAAGACAGACAAGACCAGCAGCAACAGUGACUCCAGGCUGUGGUCGUGGCUCUGUUACCUGCUGGAGCUGGCAGUCUGGGCUCUUCUCAUCCUCGGGUCGAUUGUUUUCUUUGACCUGCAGCUGGGUACAUCAAAGAAUGUCAUCACCUCCAGGACAGCAUUCACAUACCAUCAGUUUAACCAGUUCCUGAAAACUGUUACCAUCCCCUGCAUCUGGAUGGGUGUCCUCUCCCUCACUUGGGAGAUGAUCACUGCCAUGUUCAGGUGUGCCUGUGUCUCUGGUUUCCUAAGGAGGUUUUGUGGAACUGUUCAGUGGACUUUGUUUGCUGCUGCCGCUGCUGCAAUGUUCACAGUUAGCCUGAUCCCCUUCUCAUAUAUAGAGUACGAUUCGAAUGCCAGGCUGUGGCCAGGUGUGCGUCAGGCCUAUGACCUAGUGGAUCGCUAUCAGCUAGUCAACUCAUACGGCCUGUUCAGGAGGAUGACCGGGGUCGGUGGGCGACCAGAGGUCGUUAUUGAGGGGAGUAAUGAUGGUGUCGCGUGGACGGAAAUUGAGUUCAUGUAUAAGCCAGGCAACCUCAGUGCACCUCCCCGUGUGGUGACACCCCAUCAGCCCAGAUUGGACUGGCAAAUGUGGUUUGCCGCCCUAGGAAGUCAUACGCAGGCUCCAUGGUUCACCAGCCUCAUAUAUAGACUGCUCCAAGGCAAAACAGAUGUGAUAGAGUUGAUCCAGAGCGAUGUAUCUCAGUAUCCAUUCUACAAGCAGCCUCCUACCUACCUUCGAGCCCACCGCUACAGAUACUGGUUUACUGAACCAAAGGCUGAUGGGUCUUACCCACAGCGUUGGUGGAGGAGGGUCUAUGAUGAGGAAUUUUACCCCACAGUGCACCUUGGUAACACUUAUCUAGAGGGCAUGCUCAACCAGUAUGGACUAAAGGACAAAUCGCCUCCUCGUCUAUCCCACACCCCCGUUGCCAAGGCAGUGAGGUGGGUACGCUCCCAGGUCAGAGGUGCUCCUACUCACACACUAAUCUGGACCCUGAUCGCCUGCAGUGCUAUCCUCUGUCUGCUCCGAGGAUUACAAAACAGGAACAAACAUCCAGAAAAGGAUCCCCUUUGUCCAGCUGGGAGCGGUCACACAGAAAAAGCACCUGAUGGAUCCUCAGACUACUGCAGGGAGUCAGUUGAAGAGAAGGAGGAGGAAGAUGGAGAGGACAGUGAGGAUGAGGUGGAGGAGGAUGAGGAUGAGGAGGAGGGGAAUGGAGAGGAGAAAGACUCUGCAGGUGACGAGGUAGAGGAAAAAGAGGAGGAGGAGGAAGACGACGAGAUAUAAAAAGGUUUCUGAAUGAAAAGGUUUUGAAAAGGAUGCAGGUAAUCCUGUAGUUGUAGACUAUUCUCACCAGCUGCCUUCGUAAAAUGUCACCAGAAUGACCAAAGAAGUUUUUCUGUGUAUAUUUGUAUUUCCUGAUCAGCCAAUUGUGGAAGAAUAUGUUUAUCUGCCUUCUGCCCUACUACCUACUGCGGUGCAUUGAUCAUUCACCAGAUAUAUCACAAUCAUGUAACUCAUCAUCAUGUAUUUCAGCAGAUCUUUAAAGAUAUUUUGAUCUUCCCUGGUUGGCUCUGACUCAGGUUGAACACUUAAAAGAAAAGUAUGUAGAAAAAUGUUAAAAGCGGUGAAAAAUAUCACAUUUAAAAAGUAUGUUGGGCUCCCUUUGACCCAUGUAGGGUUAAUUUGUAUCACUCCUUCUCUUUUGUUGGUGGUGUCUGUUGUUGCACUUGUUUGUAAUCACAGGUACAUGCAUGUUAAUUUUGUUCUUGUCACUGUGGUCUCUUGCUGUAUGUACAGAUCUACACACACUAAAGUGUCUUUUGUCUGUGUCAGUGUUAGAAAUGAAACAUCACACGUUGAUGUUGAACAUUUUAAAGGGUUUUUUAUGACAUUAAAAAAUACUAAAAUAGA